Ilex paraguariensis (yerba mate) is the source of this 1803-nucleotide messenger RNA. The record is from the annotation of a GenBank genome assembly. NCBI's taxonomy places the organism in Eukaryota, Viridiplantae, Streptophyta, Magnoliopsida, Aquifoliales, Aquifoliaceae.
AUGGUGGAAGUAUUGACGUGUUCACUUGCAAUUACCAUUGCCCUAAAUGGAUAUAAUUACAAACAUCAAACCUAUGGUCCAAGAAGUAAUGGAUUUAAAACUCCCAGUGGGUGUUUUCCUUGUUGUCCAUAUCUUAGGUUAGAGAGGAAAUCAAACAGCAGGAAUUCCAAAGUCUAUGGCCUCAACAUUGUGUCCAUGUCUGAGGCGUGGUACACUUGGUUUGGAGUUACACAAACGAGGAUGCCAAUGGUGGAUACUGAUAAUCCUCAGAUUAUCUCUCACAAGGUUACAAGGGUUGAAUUUGAGUUAUCUGGUGAGGAAGAUGACCCAUUGGUUCAAAUAGGAGGAGCCGAGGAAAUAUCUAGUCUAAAUUCUCUUGAACAGAAAGACUCUAGUGUCCAAAUUGCUGUUGUUGAUCAAGCUUCAAGGGGUUCUAAAGGAAUGGUGACUAUGAAAAAAAGUAGGUUACAUUUUCUAGAGGAAAGGAAUGAGGAGCUAUUUUCAAAAAGGAUUUUGAGGCUUAGCAGGUCAAAUAAGGUUAGAAGUGCAUUGGAAUUGUAUAGGUCUAUGGAAUUUUCAGGUCUUCGGCCUAACUUACAUUCCUGCAAUUCUCUUCUCUCCUGCCUCUUGAGGAAUGGAAUGCUUGAAGAUGCUCUAAGUAUCUUUGAGAUUAUGAAGGCAAGUGGUGUAACUACAGGCCAUACUUAUAGCUUAAUACUGAAAGCAAUAGCAAAUGCUCGUGGUUGUGAUGCAGCGUUAGACCUGUUUGAAGAAUUGGAAGGGAAGAGUAUUCAUAAAGAUUUUGAUGUAGUCGUCUAUAACACUUUGAUAUCAGUUUCUGGCAAAAUGAACAAUUGGGUUCAGGCUCAGAAAAUUUGGAGAAACUUGAAAGAAAAUGGUCAUAUGGGAACACCCGUCACUUAUCGCCUUUUAGUUUGUAUAUUUACCCGUUGUGGUCAGAAUGAGUUAGCUCUUGAUGCAUACCACGAGAUGAUUCAACAUAAACUGAAACCCGGUGAUGAUGAAAUGCAAGCUGUUAUUGGAGCAUGCACGAAGGAGGGGAAGUGGCAUUUGGCACUAAGUAUCUUUCAAAACAUGUUGAACAGUGGGCUUAAGCCAAACUUAACUGCUUGUAAUGCAUUGAUUAACUCACUUGGGAAAGCUGGCGAGGUCAAGCUCGCGUUUGAAGUCUAUGGUCAUGUGAAAUCCGUAGGUCAUGCUCCUGAUGCAUACACAUGGAACGCGUUGCUUGGUGCCUUGUACAGGGCAAAUCAACAUGCUGAUGCUCUUCGGCUCUUUGAGAGCAUCCAAAAAGGGCAAAAAUCUGCAUUAAAUUUACAUUUGUACAACACCAUUUUAAUGUCUUGCCAGAGGCUGGGGUUAUGGGAUAGAGCUCUGCAGCUGCUUUGGCAGAUGGAAACUUCUGGACUCUCCAUCUCAACUGCAUCAUAUAAUAUUGUGAUUGGAACUUGUGAAGCUGCAAGAAGACCCAAAGUUGCAUUGCAAGUUUAUGAGCACAUGGUUCAUCAAAAGCAUACUCCAGACACUUUUACUCUGUUGUCGCUGAUAAGAGGAUGUGUUUGGGGUUCUCUUUGGAAUGAAGUGGAGGAAAUCCUAAAUGUUGCACCCAAUGAAUCACUCUACAAUGCCGCUAUUCAGGGAAUGUGCUUAAGGGGCAAGAUUAAUUCAGCGAGGAAGCUGUACAUGAAAAUGCGUGAGAGCGGUCUCAAAGCUGAUGGCAAAACAUGGGCAUUGAUGCUGCAGAACUUAUCAAUAGAUUCAGUUAAACAAAGAAACAGAUGA